Messenger RNA from Alnus glutinosa, 1302 nucleotides. RefSeq names its product F-box/kelch-repeat protein At3g06240-like. The record is from RefSeq and is a predicted model, not a curated record. Bases 85 to 1200 code for a protein of 371 amino acids. The transcript has a single exon. Gene Ontology annotation, molecular function: protein binding. NCBI's taxonomy places the organism in Eukaryota, Viridiplantae, Streptophyta, Magnoliopsida, Fagales, Betulaceae.
UAAAACAGAGAGCGAAUAUACAGAGAGAAUCAAAAAGAGGCAAAUUCAAUCAAUCACCCAUCAUAUUCACGAAAUUCAAGCCUCAUGUCCAUACUUGCGGAAGAGCUCAUCACCCAAAUACUUAUUCUACUACCCGUCAAGCCUCUUCUACGUUUCCAGUGCGUUUCCAAGUCAUGGCUCGCUCUAAUCACCGACCCAUAUUUCAUCAAGAUCCAUGCCGAAACCAACACACAACGCAGUCUCGUUGUGGAAUCAUGUGACUGGAAGGAUGAUCAUCCUCCACAGGAUUACUACUUGGUAGACUUUUCCAACGGGGACCGGUUCGGCAAGCCCGUGAAGAUCUUCCCACCAUUCUUUCGUCCAGGAAACCUCAGCCACACCUCAGUGAUAGGUUGUUGCAACGGCUUGAUUUGCAUCCAAAAACACGGUUGCUUGGAUUGCAUCGGCGACAGUGAUUAUGAAUUCGUGAUUUGGAACCCAUUAAUCAAAAAACACAAGAAGUUACCCUUUGAGCCUGUAGACGAUACCCACAAGCUGCGACUCCAUGCAACAUUCGGGUAUGAUCCAGUCAACGACGAUUACAAGGUUUUAAGGAUUGAGUGCGGGCAAUUUCUGAAUUCUGAUGAUUGGGCGCUCGAGGCCGUUGAAGUUAAGGUAUAUAGUCUGAAAGCGCAUUCUUGGAGAAGAGUAGAAGAUCAAUUGCCUUACAAGGAGGAGGAGUCAUUUAUUUUGUCGGAGUCGGCUUUCUUGAACGGUGCUUUCCAUUGGUUGGUUGAGAGGGAAUCGGGUCCAUGGACCCUUCUCGCGUUCGAUCUCCCCACCGAGAAAUUUGGAGUGCAAACGAUUCCGUUUCAACCGUUUGAUGUAAAUUUGAAAGUGAGUUUGGAGGUUUUGGGAGGAUCGCUCUGUAUUUUUGCCGGUACUGACGUUUGGAUUAUGAAGGAGUACGGGGUAGCUAACAGUUGGAGUCGGCUUUGGACGCUGCCUAUGACUUCAUGCUCACUAGUGUUCUCAGAGGACGGCGAAAAGGUUCUGAUGAAGAAGGACAGCUUGAAGAAGAAAUUCUUUUGGUAUGACAUAAAAAAGAAGACCCUCAUGAUUGUUGAGAAUGAUCUAUCUAUUUCCAAUAAGCAUCAGACGGCGACUUGUUUGGAAGGCGGGAGCCUCCUCCUCCUCCUCGACGGUGAUAGUGACAAUUAAAUUCAGUGCCUUUCCUUUCCAUCUUCUUUUGAUUAUUUAUUUAUUUCCUGCCUUGUAAUUCAUGGUUGAUAAAAAAAAAAAUUGUUAUUCAUCAUUAAUUCA